AGUCUAAGGGUAAAAAAGAAAUAAGUUUUGCCAGAGAUAUCAACAUUAGAUGGAAUAGUACUUACAAAUUGAUUGCACAGAUCCUAAGAUAUAAAGAGGAACUUGCUGAAUUUUUUAGGGAUGAACUUCGUAUAAUCAUUAAUCCUUUUGAAUUUGUUAUUGUUGAAAAAUUGAAUGCCAUAUUAGAAGUUUUUAAUAACGCAACUCUUACUUUUUCCCAUGUUUACCAACCAAUUACAAAUACAUUUUUUAAAGAGUGCAUUACAAUCGCAACAUGUUUUCGUGAAAGUAUGGCUGAUCCAGAUUUGUACCCUUAUGUCUCUCCUAUGAGAGAUAAAUGGUGUACUUAUUAUUUGUACAUUCCUGAUAUUUAUAAAAUAGAAUGGAAAAAUGAAAGAGAUAAUGCUAUAACUCUUUUUGAGGAUUUGUUUAAGGAAUAUCAAGGGUUAUACGGUAUUGUACAAGAAGAAACAGCACCACCUCCGCCCCCGAAAUCAAAAAAAGGUUUUGCCGGCAUAGUCGGUGGCCUUCUUGCAAAGAAAGGGAAACGUGCCCAGUCUUCGACGAGUUCAAGUGGUACAACAGUAAACUCGCACAACGAACUUGCUAUGUACCAGGGUGUGCCAUGCGAUUACGAUGAUGACGAUGUCGAUUUUGACGUGCUCGGAUGGUGGAAGCGGAACGAACACAUGUUCCGAUGUCUCGGCAUGCUAGCAAGACAAGUGUUGUCCGUCCCAGUAUCAACCGUAGCAGUUGAACGAGAAUUCAGUGCUGACGGCAACAUUCUAACCGACUACCGAAGUUGUCUUAACGCUGAAUCUCUUGAAACACUGGUUUGCAACCAAGAUUGGCUCUUGGCAAGACGUCGGGCUCAAGAGUCAUCGUACCAACUCGAAUUGGAGCAUUACAUGAAUGCAACCACAGAUGGAAGUCCGAGUUCUGAAGAAUAAGUUAUAAAUUUUUUUUAUGUUAAUGUAAAUAUGUAAUUAAUUUUUUUAGGUGAGCGAUAUAUAAGCUCCUUCGAGUGUUUCUUUACGGUUCUUCACCUCGUCGCUUUUUUUGAACCGUCAGGAUAUUAAAUGUGGUUGUUCUUC
Cuscuta campestris is the source of this 1094-nucleotide messenger RNA. Lineage: Eukaryota; Viridiplantae; Streptophyta; Magnoliopsida; Solanales; Convolvulaceae. The record is from the annotation of a GenBank genome assembly.